Iphiclides podalirius (scarce swallowtail) is the source of this 228-nucleotide messenger RNA. Lineage: Eukaryota; Metazoa; Arthropoda; Insecta; Lepidoptera; Papilionidae. The record is from the annotation of a GenBank genome assembly.
AUGUCUGAAAGACGAUUUCAGCCCACCGUAUGCCGCCAAGAGUCACCGAAACUGAAAGUUGCGUCCAAGACUUUCUUCUCAACCUCCGACACCGAGAGCGAGUGCGGGGCCGCCGAUUGGCUCGACGGCGGGCUCAUUUCGCUAGCUGGGGCCAAGCCCAGCCAGUUCAUUCACACGAGGGCCGGCCGAGCAACGGCCGCGUGUGGUAUGCGCGCGCGCACUGUGUCA